This is a messenger RNA of Leptidea sinapis, 2670 nucleotides long. RefSeq lists its product as uncharacterized. The transcript has 16 exons. Lineage: Eukaryota; Metazoa; Arthropoda; Insecta; Lepidoptera; Pieridae. The record is from RefSeq and is a predicted model, not a curated record. Bases 62 to 2641 code for a protein of 859 amino acids. Gene Ontology annotation, molecular function: protein binding.
UUGCCAAAAACGAAUGCAGUUGCUUUAGAUAUUGUUUGCACAAAAUAUAACAUUUAGCGAAAUGGCUAAGCCUUUGCAAAAAGAGAGGGAGAAUAGAUCGGCUGAUAAGAAAGAUUACAGUUUCCACCCAUUCAAUAUCACACCAGAAAGUGCCCAUACUUCAAUCUUACUUUUAGAAUCUCAUGAACCGGAGAUACUAUGUCAGACUCUUCGAGCCAUCACCAAGUUCUCCGCACAAGAUAUGUUCAAUCGACAGGUGCUAUUUGACUUGAAUGCAAUUAAAUAUAUCCUGCCUCACGUCGAACAUUCGGAGCUUAACAUUAGGCGAUUUGCACUAAAAGCACUGGCACAACUUUGUCAGUUACCACGAGGCCCAGAACAGGUUCUAGAAAACUCACAAAAUUUAAGGAAGAUAGCUUUAAUGCUGGUUAAGAUAGAAGACGUUUUCGUCCUGGAGUUCGCCUCAUUGGUUCUGUCUGAGCUGACCAGAGAACCCCUAGGUUGUGAGCAACUCGUCUCCGCUAAUAUAUUGAACAGUCUCUGCGGAAGAAUGAGGAAUAGUCUGGAUCCGGACGUACAGAAGAAUUGCUUACAAACUUUAAGUAACCUCUUAGACGAUCCAGUGUGCGCAUCAGAAGUGACCAAGAAUCAACAGUUCAAUUGGGCGUCGCUGCUUGCUCUGAUGCAGAGUAAAUACCUAGCAAUUCAGCAUGCCGCGCUCAAAACUGUAGAUCAGCUGAUCUGUAGGUACAAGGAUCAAAUAGUGCAGAAGACUUUCAGGGCAUCAACGGGUGUUUUAGACCUGUGUGAUAUAUUGGAAUCAUACGAAUUUCGUGACGUGCACACACAAGUGCUGGGGGUCCUACGCAACUACGUGGAGACGGAGGAGAAUGCGGCCCACCUGUACCAAUCGGGCUGCAUCCUGCGUCUUCUGGCCUACUUGGAGAUGGCGCUGCCGGCCAUGAAACCCCACUGCCUCGCGGUGCUCACCAAGAUGUCUUUCACUUCCAAUGGACGCGAUGCUCUCUACGAAACCGGUACCGACUUAGUGUUUUGCCAUCAACUGCUGAGUUCCAAUGUGCAGUUACUAGCAGACGCAGCGAUGGGAGUUGCCAAUAUGACCAAGCUAUUGCCAGCGGCUGUCAGGAUGUCCGACACCAACAUAAUCGAGGCUCUCUGCGCCAUCAUUGCUGAUGACGUUACUGUCUGGUUCUAUAUUCGUAUGAACUCGCUGAGAGCGCUCGCAGAGCUCUGCAGAAUCAUUCCCAAAGCUGCGUACAGUGCUAUUGAACCGAAGACAUUCUCGUCUUUGAGGAAUAUUAAUAAGAAAUUCAAAGACAAUCCGAUCGAGGCCCAGCGGCUGGCAGUGCAGUGCUACCUCAACUUACAGAACUACCACGUCAGUACGCAGGCUAUGCUCAACGCUGAGUUUAUGCAAGAACUGCUCAAUAUUUUACAGCGCAUCGACAUCUGUUUGAAAAUAAUGACAUGCACCGUUCUGAGCGGGCUGAUGAAGGAAGACAUUGCGAAGGAUUUGUUCACGUCUAAAGAAGGCGAGCAGAUUGUAUCGGAAAGCCUGCGAAUAGAACACAUUGGGCUACGCACAGCGUUGUGCACGCUGAUCUGUGCAAGUGUGACUGAAGAGGGGGCCGAUGUGUACCUGCGCCUGGGAACUGUGCACUUCAUGGUGCAGAACAAACAGGCCCGCUACGUGGUGAGCGCCUGGGAACCGGCACUGGAAGCCAUCUUCAGGCAACAUCCAUCGGCCAAACUCGCGUAUACUGGGCGACUGGAUAUAAAUGACUUUACACAGGAAGGUUUCUACGUGCAGAAGCAUCUCAGCACCAGUUUCCCCACAAUCCAGGAGUUGGCAAGCGCCACUCCACCUCACCACGACCCCGUUUACAUCUGCCUGUUCCUGCAGCCGUAUGACGCUGUCUCCAACGCCGACAUACGGACACCAUUUCAAAGGUCGAAGUCCAAGAUUGGGCUGUCUCAGUCGCGACUUGAAAUACCAAAACUGGCUGACGAUCCCAAUCUGCGCAAUUAUCUGCUGCGCCUGAAGAUAUGGUUUGGUGACCCAGCGAAAUCAAUGCAAUACUUCGAAAUAGAGGACGCACACUACGAAGUUAGGUACCGCGAGAAAUGCGAGGAGGUGUCGUCAUCGUUGAAACACCGCGCGCAGCUAUUGGCCGAGUUCGUGGCCGAACAGAUGAGCGGCCUCACACAGGAGAAGGACUGCUCUCUACCCAGUGUCAACCUGCACCUUGCUGACUUGAUGGAGGAGCUUGGUUCCCGCGUGAUCGGUCUGGGCUUGGUGAGCUGUGGAGGUGCUCUCGAGCGUGCGCUGCUCUACAAGGUGCUCGCAGAUCGAGUGGGCGUGCCAUGCGCUCUUCACCGCCGGACCAGCGCGCACGCCUGGUGCGAGAUCGCGGUGCCCGAACUGGACCCGAAUGAAGAGCUGAGCGGCGAAGAGAACUACCCGGCCGGUUUGCUCCGUGUGAACUACGUGGUCGACCUCAUGUCGUCCCCAGGCCGGCUGGUGCCUCGAGGUGGGUCCGAAGCCCAGAGAGUAUGCGGCCCCCAGUGCGCGCCCUACACCGCAAAGGAGGCGCCCGAGGCAUGCAAGUGUCAACAUUGACACGCAAUUAUAUCUCUAAACGCACACAA